AUGAGCGCAACCACCUCAGUAGAAUUUACAGUGGGGAAGUUAGAUGCCGGGAUGGCAAUUCUCCUGACCGAAGACCACCACCUUAUAGAAUUCCCCUCUCUUCUACUUCCGCCAGGCGUGACCUCUGGGAGCAUAGUCAACAUAGCUGUAAACAGAAAUCGGGAGCAAGAAGAAGCCCGGCUAACCGAGUUCUGGAAGCUACAGGAACGCAUUUUGGCAGAGUACGGUAAACACCCUCCAGAAUCACCAAAGUUAAAAGUAAAGCAUAUCACGCAAACUAGUGUAUUACUCGAGUGGGAACCUCUAAAAUUAUACAAGGCAAAGUUUAAAAGUCUCGAUAUCUACAAAAACGGAGACCGUCUUUCUCAACAUGUGCCGGUGGGGAUAAAUUUUAUAAAAUUGAGCGGCUUGGAGCUGAAUACAGAUUACGAAUUUUAUAUUAACAUGAAGACGACUGCUGGAAGCUAUACAAGUAAUAAGUUGACCGUCAAAACGCACAAAUUGGAUAAUCUGACUGGAAUCAAUGUUUGCUUUGGAGCAUUCAGUGAGAGUGAUGAUGGAACACCAAAGGUAGACGAAUUGAAAGAAGUCAUUAAAAGAAUCAGUGCUACAUGGAGUGAACAUGUAGGACCCGAGACUACUCAUUUGCUAUGCAACGUCCAAGGUGGAGUGGAAUAUCAACGCGCUUUAGAUGGUAGUAUACCAAUAGUGAAACCGGAAUGGCUAGUCGCUUCAGAGAAAAAGGGCACAUUGCAAGCUGCUCUGCCUUAUUACUUAGUGCCUCAAGGAGAUAACACUAAUUCUUCAUAG
Paraglomus brasilianum is the source of this 810-nucleotide messenger RNA. The record is from the annotation of a GenBank genome assembly. NCBI's taxonomy places the organism in Eukaryota, Fungi, Glomeromycota, Glomeromycetes, Paraglomerales, Paraglomeraceae.